GAGGCACAGGAUCCGGCUUGGGUUGCCUCAUGCUCGAGCGUCUGUCGGUGGACUAUGGGAAGAAGAGCAAGAUCUCCUUCACCGUGUACGACAACGAGGCAUUGUACGACAUUUGCCGCCGGAACUUGGACAUCGAACGCCCCACGUACACCAACCUCAACCGCCUCAUUGCCCAGAUCAUCUCCAGCCUAACGGCAUCUUUGCGGUUUGAUGGAGCUUUGAACGUGGACAUCACUGAGUUCCAGACGAAUCUGGUGCCGUACCCCCGCAUCCACUUCAUGCUGACCUCGUAUGCACCGGUCAUCUCUGCUGAGAAGGCCUACCACGAGCAACUGUCGGUGGCUGAGAUCACCAUGUCUGUCUUCGAGCCGGCCUCCAUGAUGGUCAAGUGUGAUCCACGCCACGGCAAAUACAUGGCCUGCUGCAUGAUGUACCGCGGAGAUGUGGUGCCGAAGGAUGUCAACGCCGCCGUGGCUACCAUCAAGACCAAGCGCACCAUUCAGUUUGUCGACUGGUGCCCUACCGGCUUCAAAUGCGGCAUCAACUACCAGCCGCCUACCGUGGUGCCGGGUGGUGAUCUGGCGAAAGUGAUGCGUGCCUGCUGCAUGAUCUCCAACAGCACCGCCAUUGCCGAAGUCUUCUCCCGGAUCGACCACAAGUUCGACUUGAUGUACUCCAAGCGUGCCUUCGUCCACCACUACGUCGGA
Molecule: messenger RNA, 707 nt
Organism: Symbiodinium necroappetens
Lineage: Eukaryota; Dinophyceae; Suessiales; Symbiodiniaceae
Source: the annotation of a GenBank genome assembly